AACCUGCAACAUCCGGGUAUUUUUUUGAGUCCACUGUUUGGUUUAGCUAGUGUUUGCAGGCUGUGUCAAAUUCAAGUGAAUAGGCUGGGGCUUGACACUCAUUUGGCCACAACAGCUCCGGCCUAAAAAUUCAAAGGAGGGACAUUUUAACUAUACUUUACGUCGACAAAUGUUAAAGUAAUGCAUCCCUGGUUUAGUCAGAACAGGGAGUUCCGCACUUUCACAAAUUGAUGCACUGUGAGGUGAUUGCUAGCUAGCUAACGUUACCCGCAAACUCCCUCCAUCUCGUCGGUGUUUCUGUUUCGGUCACAGCACCUCUGCUCUGUUGCUGUCUUUACAACUUCAAAACAGGUCUUGCGGAUUUUGGUUUUAAGAGCUACAAUGGGGGCGUUUUUGGACAAGCCAAAGAUGGAGAAGCACAAUGCUCAUGGUGAGGGGAACAGUCUGACCUAUGGCCUGAGCAGCAUGCAGGGCUGGAGGGUGGAGAUGGAGGAUGCGCACACGGCAGUCAUUGGCCUGCCUCAUGGGCUCGACCCUUGGUCCUUCUUUGCUGUCUAUGAUGGGCAUGCUGGCUCCCAGGUGGCCAAAUACUGCUGUGAGCACCUGCUGGAGCACAUUACCAGCAACCCAGACUUCCAGAGUGGUUUGGAGCCCAACGUAGAGAGUGUGAAGAUCGGCAUCCGCACAGGUUUCCUGCAGAUUGACGAGCACAUGCGGAACAUCUCAGAGAAGAAGCACGGUGUGGACCGCAGUGGCUCAACUGCGGUGGGGGUCAUGAUUUCCCCAGGCCACAUCUAUUUCAUCAACUGUGGAGACUCCCGGGGUCUUCUGAGCCGUGGAGGAGCUGUGCACUUCUUCACACAGGACCACAAGCCCAGCAACCCACUGGAGAAGGAGAGGAUUCAAAACGCCGGAGGCUCUGUCAUGAUCCAGAGAGUGAACGGCUCUCUGGCUGUGUCCCGGGCCCUGGGAGACUUUGACUACAAGUGUGUGCAUGGCAAGGGCCCCACUGAGCAGUUGGUUUCACCAGAGCCUGAGGUGUAUGCCAUUGAAAGGUCUGAGGUGGAAGAUGAGUUUAUUGUCCUAGCCUGCGAUGGCAUCUGGGAUGUCAUGGCCAAUGAGGAACUGUGUGACUUUGUCAGGUCCAGGCUAGAGGUGACCAAUGACCUUGAGAGGGUCUGCAAUGAAAUUGUUGACACUUGCUUGUACAAGGGGAGUCGGGACAAUAUGAGCGUUGUGCUGAUCUGCCUCCCAGGGGCUCCAAAGGUGACUGCAGAUGCCGUGAAAAGGGAAGCAGAGCUGGAUAAGUACCUGGAGAGCAGAGUAGAAGAGAUCAUAAAGAAGCAGGGAAACGAAGGGGUUCCAGACUUGGUCCACGUGAUGCGGACGUUAGCAUCAGAGAGCAUCCCUAACCUCCCUCCUGGGGGUGAACUGGCCAGCAAGCGAAACGUUGUUGAAGCAGUGUACAACAAACUCAACCCAUACCGAAGUGACGACACAGUCACUACAACUUUGAGCCCACAUCUCAAGGACGAUCAAAGGAAAUUGGAUGCACCGGAGCUCAAUUUGGAGUGUCUUAGCAAAAGGAUGUGAAUACUUAUGUAAAUUACAUUUCUGUAUUUCGUUUUCAAUAAAUGUGCUAAAAUCUCGAAGUGUGUGUGUGUGUGUGUGUGUGUGUGUGGCUGGCAAAGGAAAAACAUGUAUUCAAUGCAUUUUGAAUUCAGGCUGUACCGCAACAAAAUGUGGAAUACAUCAAGGUGUAUGAAUACUUUUCUGAAGGUACUUUUUGCAAAAUUCAGAGGCCAUAUCCUAAUCUUAGAUCCAUUCACCAUGCUUGAACCUUUGUAAAUCUUUCUUUGCCUCCCAUUGAAAUAGGAUAUGACUCUAAAAGAAUGCUCAAUUAGGGUGUAUUUCUUUUUUUUCAAUAUUUGACUUUUGAUAAAAAAUUGACCUGUCUGGUACCAUACAAGACUGACCUAAUUGUUCAAAAGCGUAGCACUUACUAAGCAUCCAAUGUAUUAUUUUUCUUAUAUACCAUAACUACAGUACCUCAUAAAUUCAUAGAAAACCUAUUUGUAUUGGUUGUUGUUUUAGACCACACCCCCUCUGUAGUUUUGCUUUGAAAACAGCCAUCAUACACUUGGCUGUUCUGACUGUCAGAAUCUGUGGAAUGUCAGACUGAGUUGUCAUAGAGUCGGGCAGACCCAUUGUAAAUGUAUUUGACUGAAAUGUGCAAAUUUGAAAUGUUGAUAUCUAUAAUGUAUCCAUUGCAAAUGCUAGUAUAUUUUAUUAACUAGUAAAAUCAUUGACCUUAUACGAAAAAGAAUGGCCUCAAACCCUUGCUUGUGUAAUUUCACCAACUUGUUUCGCUUUUGUGAUAUUCAACUUGUUCAGAGAUCUAGAAUUGUAACAAUGUUCAGGGUUCUAGAAAUGUAAGAUGUGUGAGAGGUAUUUGGUGUAAUUAAUGACAAUGGUUAAAUAUGCACUGAUAGUCUUUCUUAUCAGCUUUUUCACAAAUUAUUGUUCUAGAAAUAACCCCUGGAACUAGUUCUGUUAGGUUCAGAGGUAUAUCUGGCUGGAGUAAAAUAUAUUUGAAUGCUCGCUCCCAUAUUGUCCAUAUUGAUGUACCUCAGUUGUGACGUUACUGUGUGACCCUUAGCAGUGGUGGGUUGUGUCCCCUUAAACAGGGGACCUGAACCCCAUGUUGCUGACCUUUUCAGCUCACUAAUAAGCUCACCGAUUUGCCUUACCCAAUCUAACCCUAUCACUUAAGUACUUGUUUAUUGGAACACUUCAAGGAGAGAUGUAGACAUGACUUUCUUGUAACUGAGAAAUAAAUCAAAUCAAGUGUUUCCAUGUUAGGGUGCUUCUCUUCAAAGUGGCAUACUAUGUUGGUAGUUACAUGGUACACAUUUUCAACCGUUUCUGGUUUGUAUACAUUAUUUUUUUCUUCACGUUACCUUGUUGAAUCUUGAAAGCUUAUUUAAUUGCUCACUCCUGCAGAUGAUGUAAUACUUUAAGCAAAUGCAAGUGUAUAACAAUUGGGUAACCUUGUAAGCAUUAGAAAUGUGCAUACAUGCAUUCAUGUCUGCUAUAUUUAUGAAUACAUUCAAGAAUGGCUUUAGACUGCUGUAGUAUUGUCUAUGUUAAUUCAACUGCUUCUCAGAGGCCUCUGUGAUUGACUUUGCAAAGUUCAAUAACUGUAUAUUUUGUAUUAUGUCCCAUCUCCAAAGGAAAGACCGAAAAUAAAAUGUCAAAAAGCUUUGUUCCCUGAACUAAAUUGUGCUACUUGUGUUGAGUCGAUUGAACAAAUUGCAUUCCUUGCUUGUGAAUUUGUUUUUUCUCUUCUUUCCCUGAAUUUCCUCGCUGCCUUUCCGUCCUUAUUUCUUUCAUUUUUUUUUGCCUUUUUAAGUUUAAAAUAAAAUGUAUAGUUUGCAGAAUGUAUCACUAAAUAAAUGGGUUGUUACCUUGCAUAGCU
Oncorhynchus mykiss (rainbow trout) is the source of this 3478-nucleotide messenger RNA. RefSeq names its product protein phosphatase 1A. Gene Ontology annotation, biological process: protein dephosphorylation. The record is from RefSeq and is a predicted model, not a curated record. NCBI's taxonomy places the organism in Eukaryota, Metazoa, Chordata, Actinopteri, Salmoniformes, Salmonidae. Gene Ontology annotation, molecular function: protein serine/threonine phosphatase activity; magnesium ion binding; manganese ion binding.